UACAGAACAUCCUGAAACAUGUAGCAUAAGCAGCUGUUAUUACAACGGCUGCUGCUGAAGUAGUGACGCGGUACAAAUGCAGGAUGGAGGACUGUUGGCCACCCCUGCUAAUGUGACCAAAUUAAACUGGACUACCCAAUCAGAGAAGACAAAUACUCAACCCAAUGAGACAAGUUUAAGCCAUCGCUGAAUGCUCAACCAACAUGAAGAUGUGUGUGUGUGUGUGUGUGUGUGUGUGUGUGUGUGUGUUACAUGUAUGUGUGAACAUAUCUGAAAAUAUUAAUUUGAGUGUGUGAAGUAGCUUGAGUGUGAGUGGGGUGUGAUGUGUGUUCACCAUGUCUGAGGAGGACGUGAUUAACUGCACCAUCAGCCAUGAAAUUCACCAGUACCUUUUCUCCUGUGUGUAUAUCCUCGUACUAUUGAUUGGUGUUCCCUCUAACCUGUACUCUUUGUACCACGCUGCUGUGCAGCUGAAGCAGAAGAAUGAGCUGGGAGUUUAUUUACUGAACCUCACUGUGUCUGAUCUGUUAUACCUGGCAUCAUUGCCAUUGUGGCUACAGUACAUCUUUCAGGAUGAUGACUGGCAUCACAGGGAAUGGUUGUGUCAGCUGUGUGGCUUCCUGCUCUAUGAGAACAUCUACAUCAGCAUUGGUUUCCUGUGUUGCAUCAGUCUGGAUCGCUACCUGGCUGUGGUCCAUCCUUUAAGGUUUACCUCUCUCCGCUCUAUGAGUGCUGCGUGGCUCGUUAGCACCAUCAUCUGGCUAAAAGAGAUCGCUGUGGGCAUGGUUUUCUUCCACCAUAAAGAACUGAGCCAAGACCGCAAGAACCAAUCAGUGUGCUUCGAGCACUACCCCAUGAAGCCGUGGGAGUAUCCAAUCAACUACUAUCGCUUCACUAUUGGUUUCAUGUUCCCACUGGCCAUUCUAUUGAUCAGCUACCUGUGUGUCCUUCGUGCUGUGGGUCGGAGCGCUGGGACACAGCCGGAUCAGAAGAUGAGGAUCAGGCAGUUAGUCAGCAGCACCAUCCUCAUAUUCCUUGUCUGCUUCUCCCCCUACCAUGUGUUCCUGUUAGUACGCACCCUGCUGGAGCGGGACUGUAACUUUAUUGCAGGAAUAUUUAACUACUACCACCUGUCGUUGUUGCUGACCACCCUGAACUGUGUGGCUGACCCCGCUCUAUACUGCUUCGUAAGCGAAAAUGCCCGCCACGGCCUGUACAGAGCCAUAUUCCGGCCUGUUGCCAGGAUACUAUGCUGCUGCUGUCACCGCGGCAACGCCAGCCCCAGCAACCCAGCCACCGAUUCCCAUGAGGUCGCCACCAAUGACCCUCCAACCGUGAUGCUCCUCACACACACCAGCACACUCAACAACUUAAAAACAGACACCUCCAGCAAAAACACAAUUUUAAUCACACAGACAGAUGAAAAACCUAUAAUACCCUUAAUUGUACAAAAUAACAGACACUCAAUGUGUCUCAAAUGUGUGGACAGUGAUGGAAAGCCCAGCUGUGCGAUAGCCAUGGAAGAGCAGAACCAAAAGACAGAGAGGACUGAAGAGACUUCUUCUCUCUCUCAAGUGAUUUCACUGAGCUCUGAUACAGCAACCGACACUAUGUGAGAGCUCAACAUGAAUCUGACAUCUGUUUUGACACUGCAAAUGCCCUGUUUACAUUUCUCUGGUUUGUAGACAUGGCAACACAUUGGAGGUGUAGUUUGAGAUUGACAAAAGGUUCUUAUGCUUCAGGAGAUCAAUUAAUAGUGUAUUUGGUUACCGAACCCUUGGAGGGGAACUUGCCAGUAUUCUUUUAAAACAAUAGUAUUAUGGUACCACUUUCUAAUAAGAUGCCCUUUAUAAAGGGUAGUUGUAACUAAUCGCUUUAUUAAUGGUUAAUGAAUUAUUUAGCAAUGAUUUAUAGAUUAGUUAUAACCCAUAAAUCAUACUGUGGGAGGGCAUAGAGAAAAUCAGGUGGGCCAACCUGCAAGACUCUUAGGUACAAUAUUUUUGCACAGUCAACUAUUACCAUAAGGUUACUUGUUAAAUUACCUGUUUAAUUAGGUGUAGCACAUCACUCCCACACAGUAGCAGGAACAGCAAUAUAAAAUUUGAGAAUAGAUUAAUUUACACUCUUUGUUGUUCUUAGUAAUGCCUUAUUAAUGAUCUCUAAAGUAAAUUAUUUAUUAACCAUUAAUAAAACCAUUAAUUACAACUCAAUAUAACUUUUUUAUAAAAGGUGACUAAUUAGAAAAUGGUACCACUGUUCCUUUAAAAGGAUGUCAUUUUGGCAUAUGUAUGCUCCAUUAUGCUGAUUCUUCUCUCUUCCUAGAGGCAAUCUACAAUAUGACUAUUAAAUUCAGGACACAUUCAUCUAAUUUUACCCUGUGAGAUUAAGUAACAGCACAGAGCACACAGUAAGUGGUGCUGAUACCACAUCGCAACUGCAGUAAGAGCAAAUCCAAAGUGCAUGGUAACUAAUUGUUCAGUGCAUAAACACAAUGUGCUAAAUUAGGAGGUUGAAUACUUAAGUUCAGCUGUACAAUUACUGACAUAGAAAUGGAUUUACAGAUGUUUGAUGACUUACCUGAUGAGGAAAAUGUUUCUCUGUUUCCAAUGGGCUACUGGGUAGGGGUUUUAUAUUAAAGUUGUCCAUGCCAUGAAAAUUUACAAAAUGACAGAAAUCUACCAACUACCAACCUUCUACAGUGUUUUGUUCAGCAUAAUAUAAUGUCCAUGGACUUGAGAUGUUAGCAUAGUAGCAUUGAUUUAGAAAUAUUUAGCUUUAAAACAAGACUGUGUAGCUUUUAACAGCCAAUGUGGCCAAUAAUUGAAAAAUAAGGGAUAAUGGUAAAUGCUAAAAUAUAGUAUAACAGCAGCACAAGUAGAAAAGAGUCAUCAAGUCAGUAAUCUGACUCAGUAAUGUCUGUUACAAAGCAAUCGCUACCUAAAGUUUGCUUUAGGUAGCGUUUACUAUGUAGCUAACAUUAGUCACCAUAAGCUAGUGGUCAUAACAGACAGCAAGGUAGCCGCAAAACCCCUAAGUGUAUUUAAUUGUGCAAGAGUGCUUAUGAACAUAACUUUAAAUUUGUAAGAGGAAGAUUGUUUUUUAUUUUGUUAAAAGCUACACAGUCUUGCUUAAAACAGUAUCUUCUUAAUAAUUUGGACUGUCCUCUUAGCUUGUUUCACAACUUUAACCCUAACUCACCUUUAAAGAGAAGGUUUUUACUAUUUAUUGUUCAAUUAUUUUUUAAAAUACUUGUCAUUUUAAGAAAUGAUACUAUUUUAUGGCAGGCUUUAAAAAGAUCAGCCUGUGUUUUUUAAUAUUGGCAUGCAUCUGUCCAGGUCUGUUUCUGUGCUGUAAGAGAAUAAAUAUCAAGGGUAACCUCUAAUGUAUGUAUGUUUCUAUUUGCAUGCAUGGGAAUGGCACUAUAUUGUUAUGGUAAUCAUUUUAUACUGUUAAGAAUUUGUAAGUCCAUCUAUUAUUGAACAAUGACAUUAUGCUCACAACUUGUGUUGUUAUAGAUCUAUGAAACAUUGCCAAAACUUUUGUAUGGAAAUAUAUCAAGGUCAGUACUUAAUUUGUUAAAGAACCUCUACAAAAUCUUGUUCCACAAUCACAACAUGUUCAAAACUUUAGUUUCUAUGGAAGUAUAAUAUUAGUUUAAAUGUUAUAAAAGUAUGAAAUUAUUGUCAAAAUUUUAAAUGUUGUAGAAAUAUAACUUUAUGGUCAAAAUGUCAAAAAUACUAUCUAUGACUUUAUGGUGGAAGAUAUAAUUGUUACAGAGAUAUAAUAUUAUGGUCAAACCUUCAGUUAUGGAACUGUAACAUGGUUAACAUAUUAUAAUAAUAAAUGUUCAAAUUAUAUAUCUUUACUGUGGCGAAUAUAAUGAAGAACAUUUUUAUAAAACUUUGAAACUGUA
Messenger RNA from Siniperca chuatsi (mandarin fish), 3913 nucleotides. RefSeq names its product ovarian cancer G-protein coupled receptor 1 (gene gpr68). Gene Ontology annotation, cellular component: membrane. Gene Ontology annotation, biological process: cellular response to pH; G protein-coupled receptor signaling pathway. The record is from RefSeq and is a predicted model, not a curated record. Gene Ontology annotation, molecular function: G protein-coupled receptor activity. Lineage: Eukaryota; Metazoa; Chordata; Actinopteri; Centrarchiformes; Sinipercidae. The coding region runs from base 336 to 1616 and encodes 426 amino acids. The transcript has 7 exons.